Messenger RNA from Salpingoeca rosetta, 967 nucleotides. RefSeq lists its product as uncharacterized. Lineage: Eukaryota; Choanoflagellata; Craspedida; Salpingoecidae. Bases 67 to 936 code for a protein of 289 amino acids. The transcript has 6 exons. The record is from RefSeq and is a predicted model, not a curated record.
UUGUGUCGGACGAGCGACUUUGCACAGGGGGCAACAACAACAACAACAACAACAACAACGAGGAGGAUGGGUGAACGGUUUGAGGUCAAGUACCGUGGGUUUGUGUACAUCGACCAGCCCAGCGGGGGGCUUCCUGAUCGAAAGUCGAUGGAAAAGGCGGCCAAACUGUUGAAGAGCCACAAGAAAACGGCCCAGAACAUCCACCCGCUCUUUGCGCGUGGCCUGGACACCAAACUCAACCUCGAGGUGACAACUGGUGGCAUCAAGGUGACUGUGCCGAAGAAGGACGGGCCAUGUCCCAUUGUCAUGAACCAACCCAUGCACAAGAUUGCGUACGUCGUGGACAUUGGAACGUGCACGUGCUUCAUCGUGCAGCGGCCAGGCAAAGGCAAAUACAAGUGCCACUCGUUCGAAACAGGCAGCUCCAAAACGGCGCACGAGCUGGCGUUUGAGGCAGCAAACAUGUGCAACCAGGUGUUCAAGAAGGUGCGGCAGUCUGUGCGGCGGCUUCGCAAGACAACCAAGAAGCUUGGUGUUGACCUGGACGCCAAGACCACAAAGGAUCUUUCCGCCAUCAGCCAACUCGCACAACAGAGCGAAGAGACUGCGAGCCAGUUCAAGGACGCUGUGCAAGAUGCAGCGGCAGAGGAUGGUGACAGCAGCAAUCGCGGUGACACCAACGACAAUGAUGAUGACGACGAUAAUGUUGAUGAUGAUGAUGAGCAUAUGGCCGUUGGCCCUGAGGUUGUGGAGCCGGAGUGGGACGAGAGCGGGGAGUACCUGACGGUUGACUUUAUUGACGGCAUGAGUGAUCAAUUGGCGGAAAUGCUCGUUGGACCAGCAGCGCACGACGACGGCCUCGACUGGGUGGAUGACUUCUCGCUCGACAAUGACAUGUUCUUGUUCGGCGAAGUCGUUGGAGAAGCCGUUUGCUAGCAUUGACCUGUUGUUGUUGUUGUUGUUGUUG